AUGGCAGGUGCUGGGGCAGCUUUGCGGGUCCUGUCUGGUGACAUCGGAGAAGGGGCCACUUCGUGCAGGGCGGCCAUCCGAACGGCCAAAGGUCUCGUUUCAGACUUUGGGGAGUCUGCAAAGCAUUGCUCCCCUGGACUUUCUGAGUUGGCUGCAUGCAGGGAGGAUCAUUCAGAACGUGGUGUGCAUUCAAUCAUAGAGAAAUACAACUUGUCUGUUCCAAUACCACUCACAGUCCUGCCAAAGGCACCGGGGGUGAUCUAUCCAGGCGAAAUGCGUGGUCUAUCUUUGUGCGAUUGGGCGCAAUGGCUUGUUGAUUUGAACCUGUGGCACAUUCAUGUUGGACUUGCGGAGGCUGAUUCACGCCGGGAGCAAAAGAUUUUGAGCAAAUUCUGGAAGAGAUUCAGGGCUAUCAAGCCAACGCAUGAAGUCUUCAAGUUGGCAGACAGUGGCCGCUUAGACCUCACACGCUGCUGCCCCAUGAUGGUCCACGGAGACGAGGGCCGUGGCCGCAAGAAAAGCGGUUUCCUCGUGGUCAGUGUCAACUCGUACCUUGGCUUAGGCACCCAGGAGGCAAAUUUGGCACGUGAGAGGGGCGAGUUGCCUAGAGAAUACGCCAGAAUGAUGUUGAACUACGUUGGCUCACCGUUUUGCCACCGGAUCUUGCUCGCAGUUCUUCCCAAGAUGUUUGGUGACCACGAGGCCUUUCUCAGCAUCAUGGAUUUCGUGGCAGCUGAAUGUAAGAAAAUGCUUCUCCAAGGAGUUCGUGAUCGUAGUGGCCGUACUUUCACCAUGUGCAUUUUGCACAAUACAGGUGACUGGCAGUGGCACGUGAAGGCUGGAAACCUUGUUCGCUCGUACGCCAACGUACAGAAAAGACCUCAGACGGCGGAUUCAAAUCCCAAAGGGAUAUGUCAUCUUUGCCGCGCAGGCCAAAGAGGAAUAGAUUGGGAAGGUUACAGGGCAGAUUCAGAACCAAGAUGGUACAGAAGUAUGUACGAGGAAGAUCCAUUUGGGAAUCCAAGGCCUGCGCUGAAUACAAUUCCGCACGUCCCACAGGAGCAACCUGGCUUUUAUACAUAUGACUUAUUCCACACGUUCCAUCUUGGGAUUGGAAAAAGUUUCGUUGCUGGAUGCCUUGCCCUAGCCUCCGAACAGAUGGAAGCAUCGCAAGCGGACGCUCGUUUUGCAGAACUUACGGAACUUUAUUUUGCCUUUUGUGCAGAGCAUCAUGUUGUGAGCUACCUUUCGGGAAUCAGCCGAUCUACAAUUGGCUGGCCAGACUCUUCAAGCUUCCCAAAUGGCCAAUGGAGCAAAGGUCACUUGACCCGAAGCCUUUCUGACUUUUUCAUGUGGUGGGCCGAGCAACACGAUUUGUCGCAUCACCGCCUCCUAGCAAAGUGCAAAGAGACAAACUUGCUCAUUUCUCAUUGCAUGAAAAGGCUUUAUUCUCGAGACGUGUGGCUCUCACGAAAUGACGCAACAUUCGUGAGCACUACAGCACUACAGUUUCUUGAAGGGUACAGUUGCCUGGCAACGAUGGCUUACAACGAGGAUAAAAAUUUAUUUCCACAUAUGCCCAAGGGGCACAGCAUGCACCACAUUUUCUACGACCUGAAGGUUCUCCUGAUGUCUUCACCACAUGCUGAGUGGUUCCUCUCUCCGUUGUGUCACUCGGUACAGAUCCACGAGGACUGGGUCGGAAGGUGCAGCAGAUUGGCUAGGCGUGUCGCAGCUGGUCAAGUGGUACUUAGAGUACUUCAACGAAAUUUACAAGCGUGCUACAAGCACUUUCGUGAGCAAGGCUACUUGAAAGAGUGA
Molecule: messenger RNA, 1821 nt
Organism: Durusdinium trenchii
Lineage: Eukaryota; Dinophyceae; Suessiales; Symbiodiniaceae
Source: the annotation of a GenBank genome assembly